GUUACAUUAGGGCUGCUUCGCUCUGGUUCGGCCAAACUGCAUUUCCAGUCAGCUCGACUUUCUAACUUCGGGACCUAAAGUUCCACGCGAGCAAAAGGUUCUUAGUAUAAUUUAGCUGCUGCCUCACGAGGGCAACCCGUUGGCUGGAGCUGCGGGGCCGGACCGGCAACAAGCAAAAAUGGAGCUGGGAUAUGGCGGCCAGGCUACUUUUCAGCCGCAGCAGACGCAGGGCUAUGUGCUCUGCUGUCUCUGUGGCACCAACAUUUUGCCCAACCCGUCCAACAUGUGCGUGAACUGCAUCCGGUCGCAAGUCGACAUUACGGAGGGGAUACAGAAGCAGUGCACCAUCCUGUGGUGCAAGGAGUGCGGCCGCUACCUGCAGCCGCCCAAGCACUGGGUCACUGCCGAGCUGGAGAGCAAGGAGCUGCUCACCUUCUGCAUCAAGAAGAUCAAAGGCCUGUCCAAGGUCAAGCUGGUGGACGCUGGCUUCAUCUGGACUGAGCCGCACAGCAAACGCAUCAAGGUUAAGCUGACCAUCCAGGUGUUCAACGGCGCCAUCCUGCAGCAGACGUUCGUGGUGGACUACGUGGUGGAGAACAACAUGUGCCCCGACUGCAACCGACAGAACGCCAACCCCAACUCCUGGAUCGCCUGCGUGCAGCUGCGCCAGCACGUGUACCACAAGCGCACCUUCCUGUUCCUGGAGCAGCUCAUCCUGAAGCAUGACGCCGCGGCGCAGUGCGUCAAGGUCCGCGACAUCCACGAGGGCAUUGACUUCUUCUACGCCAACCGCUCGCACGCCCAGAAGUUCAUUGACUUCCUGCAGUCGGUGGUGCCCAUCCGCUUCCGCGCCGACAAGCAGCUGGUGUCGCACGACACGCACAACAACACCUACAACUACAAGUUCACGUUCAGCGUGGAGAUCGUGCCGCUGUGCAAGGGUUUGGCACGCGUGCCGGCCAGCACUGCCUGCAGCGCGGAGAUCGUGCCGCUGUGCAAGGACGACCUGGUGUUCCUGCCGCCCAAGAUGGCCGCGUCGGCCGGCAACCUGGGCCCCUUCGUGCUCGUGUCGCGCAUCACCAACCAGAUCUCGCUGGUGGACCCCGCCAACAUGCGCACCCACACCAUGGACGCGCCGGUGUAUUACCGGCACGAAUGCCUGGCGCUGGCCUCGCAGCGCUCCCUCAUCUCCUUCAUCGUGCUUGACAUCGAGCCCAUCCGCGCUGGCAACAGCAGCAAGAGCGGCUCCGCAACCCCCGCAGGAGGGGCAGGAGGCGGCGGCGGCGGGUACGGGCAAGGCGGCGGCCCGGGCGGCGGUGGCGGCAGCGGGCGGUACCAGCUGGCGGAGGCGCAGAUCGCGAGGGUGUCGGACUUCGGGAAAAACGACACGGUGUUUUACGUGCGCACGCACCUCGGCAACAUCCUGCACCCAGGUGACACGGUGCUGGGCUACGACCUGACCACGGCGCAGCUGACCGGCAUCGACUACGACAACCACAUGUCGGCGGGAGGCCGCGUGCCGGAGAUUAUCCUGGUGCGCAAGAGCUACGACGAGAAGCGGCGGCGGCGCGCAGCGCGUGGCGGCGCCGGCGGCGCAGCGCGGCCCUGGAAGCUGAAGACGCUGGAGAUGGAGGUGGAUGACGCGGCCACGGGGCAGCGCGGUCGCAACGAGGCGGCGCUGGAGGCGGACCGCGAGCGCUUCAUGCAGGAGCUUGAGGAGGAUGCGGACAUGCGCGCGCGCAUCAACAUCUACAAGGAUGCGCAGGGGCUGGCGCAGGUGCAGCUGGCGGCGGCGCGGACGCAGGCGGCGGCGGCGGCGCCGGCGGUUCCGGCCGGGCUCAUGGAGGGCGAGGACGAGGAGGACGACGACGACGAGGACUUGCCCCAGAUCCCGCUGGAGGAGCUGCUGGACGACCUGGAGGGACUGGCGCUGGAUCCAGAUGCGGAUGGGGAGGAGGAGGAUCCGUCGGCGGGGCAAGCCAGCGGGGCCGGCGCAGGGGAUAUGGACAUGGACUAAGACCUGAGGCGGCUGUGGGGGUUUGGGAGGGGGCGUGGCGUGUGUCUUCCCUGCUCGCUGGUGGUGUGGUGUGGCGUGUGUGUUUUGCAGGAUGGCGUCGUGGGCUGUGCGUGGCUGCGUGUGCCUGGAAGUUGUGCACGUGUGACGCUGUUGUGCCACGUGUGACGGUGUGUUACGGCAAGUGUUGGUUGGCCGUUGGUACGGCACACCAGAGGCCUUGGCGCGGCCGCGAGAGUGACUUGUGCAGCAGCGGGUAGGACUUUUUUUGUUUUGGACUCCUUUUGCAUUUCCUAGCAGCAAACAGAAAAUUGCAAGUGGCUACAACAUAAACACUGACCGUGGAGGUUUGGUGUUACAGAAGGAGGAUUGCGGUACCGUAUGCUUGACGUUGGGGCGGUGGUACUGGGCCUGAAACAACAGAAUUGGGUGGCCGACGACGUGCGAAACGCGCGCAGAGUGCGCAAGAGUAAAGAGUUGAAAGGCGCGUUUGCGGUUUAUGGUUUAUACAGAUGCGGGUUGCAGCUUGAGAGACAGGACACCGCCCGGCGCGGAGGAUGGCGGAUGACAAGCUUUUGUUGAAGGGCUCCGCGGCGACUGACCGGUAGGGUGGUGCUGCCGUCCUGCCUGACUCGAUUGCGAUUGCGGGUGGUCGGUGUUGCGUGUGUUGCGCUGCACGGCAUCAGCAGAUGCAGAGAGCGACCGGCAGGGGGAGGGGGGCUGCGGGUUGGGGGCUGGGGGCCCGCGGCGUGCCGUUUGGUGUGCGGACGCGCCGUCGAGGCCCCGCCCCCUCGAGCUUUGUUCAGAGAAGUGUAAGCGAGUGUGCAU
Messenger RNA from Chlamydomonas reinhardtii, 2842 nucleotides. RefSeq lists its product as uncharacterized. Gene Ontology annotation, biological process: ribosomal large subunit export from nucleus. Bases 179 to 2017 code for a protein of 612 amino acids. The record is from RefSeq and is a predicted model, not a curated record. The transcript has 16 exons. Gene Ontology annotation, cellular component: nucleus; cytoplasm. NCBI's taxonomy places the organism in Eukaryota, Viridiplantae, Chlorophyta, Chlorophyceae, Chlamydomonadales, Chlamydomonadaceae. Gene Ontology annotation, molecular function: ribosomal large subunit binding.